AACUUAUGGUAUGUUGUUAUUUAUUUCAUCACAAAUUUUCGCAGCGUUCCGUCGUGUUCAAGGCAACAUUUGAGGUACUGCAGGUAUGCAGGUAAUCGCGAGUGACCAUCAGGAAUCAUUGGCCGGGAAAACUCACCGUGACGCACGUGACGAAGAGGUCGAGCUUCAUUCUGUCUUAACGAUUCUGUCGUCCCGGAAGCGCGAACGCGACGCGACGAGGCGCGCGCCGGUCACGUCGAUUCAGAAACCUCGUGUGUGUCCGUUAUACUGCAAUGUCGUCGAGGAUCGGCAUAGCACACCUUGGUACACGAAAGCGUUGCGUUCUCCUUCGCAAAGUGUCAAGUUUCCUUCGUCCUUCUUCAAAGAUAAAUCAUCAGAUCAAUCAUAAAUGAUCAGAGACUGGAACCGGC
Acromyrmex echinatior (Panamanian leafcutter ant) is the source of this 410-nucleotide messenger RNA. RefSeq lists its product as uncharacterized. Lineage: Eukaryota; Metazoa; Arthropoda; Insecta; Hymenoptera; Formicidae. The record is from RefSeq and is a predicted model, not a curated record.